AUGGAUUUCAAGCCCUCCUUCGGGGUCGCUCCGCGCGGUGGCAGUCCUGAGCAAGUCCAGGAACCCAGAAAUAAAACUUCGCAGUCAUCGAAUAUCAGAGACGGCUAUACUCCGCCAGAAAUUGACCAGUCCCACGAUAUCGCACUGGUCAGCAAGUUACUGAAUCGGUCUCACAACUGUCAUGGUGUUUGCAAUGAAAAGAUCUUAGUCUGGGGUCUUCCCGGCUGUGGGAAACGUCGGAUUGCGACUCAAGCGGCCCUACAAUUCUCUGCCAACACUGGUUGCAAAAUCUUGUGGAUUGAAGGUCGAUCCUUUGAAACCUUUGUCCGCGACUAUCGAAAUGCCUACACCACUCUUACCGGUCAGCCACUUCCACAAGGUCUCACCACGGGCUCUCUUCUCCUCAAGAUUAUGGUCACACUUGAAAGCCGUCGAACCGAAUGGCUUAUGGUCAUCUUCGACCUUCAGUACUAUCUCGAAGAUGGCGGCGACACGGGGCCCAACUCGGCACCGACGUCCUUUCUCCCUGACUGGUGCCGGAUCCUGGUCACAUCUUCGUAUGUCGUAGCAAGCUCCGAUGGUAGUGUUGACCAGGAUCUUUCGAUGAUAUGCGGUCUCAGAUUUGCCCGAAAAGCCACUUGUCUUCACGUCGUCGGGUUUGAUGAGAGACAAACGGCCCAGUAUGUCAAGGAGUCCGGCCUCAACAGCUUCGAUCUCGGAUUCCCUGCCUUUCGCCACCAAUCAUGUACAUCCAUCGCCCCUCUCCGUCUGGCAUUGUCCUGUGCUUCCAUGCGCUUCCUAGGAAUCUCUGCGAGCCAGUUCAGUCAAAUGUGCCGACGCAAAUUCGCCGACAGCAGCAGUCCGUCAUGGCCGGGUUCAACUCCCACCUUUGCCGACACCAUGUCAAUCCUUUGGGACGCUCUUAACAACUAUGACCCUGCCGCAGGGAUUCUGUUAACAAUUUGUUCUGCGGUGGAUCGACUUGACAUCCCCAUUGUUCUCCUGCACAAAUUUCCCAUUUUCCGAGAGGACGACGGUGAAAGACUGUCUUCAGUGAUCAAUAUCCUGAAAUUGAGUGGUCUCCUCGAGGUGCGUCGCAAGUUCGAUCUGGAUACAGUCAAUUUGCAUCUGCUGGUGUAUCGUUGGCUUCAAGUCAGCCUCCGAAGGAUUGAGGACGGUCAAGAAUAUGCUGAUCUGAUGACUGCCUGGAUUGCCAUCUUCACCGAGUAUCUCUCCGUCCCGAAGGCGGAUCAGAUCAAAGAGGGACCGAUUUUCAGUCCCGAUAAGUUUUGGCCGGUUGCAGCUCACGUGGCUUCUCUUUGCAAUCUCAAGCCUGAUCAGGUUCGUGCCUUGUGCAGUGUGGCUUAUAUGACCUUUUUAAGGCAUGUGGCCAUUUUCUUGGUCGAAGAUGGCAUUCUUUCCAAUCUGGCCGGUGUGACCAUAACACAUGCAUUCAAUAUGUGCAUGCUAUUACACGCCCGUGGCAAUGAUGGUGUGCAAUUGCAUCGUGAGUACGUCCUUAUUCGACAGAUUAGGUCGGCCGCAUAUCUCAAAGUCUCCGAAUUCCGUCAAGCGGAAAACGAAUUGCGCGAAGCCAGAUUGUUCUUCAAUCACCACUUGACGCGCGACACGGCCAGCCAACAUAUGCUCCGUCAGAUCCAAGAUGCGGAAGCCCACUUACACAUCAUCCAAGGUCAUUAUCCGGAAGCGGGUCGAUUGUUGACUGACAUCCUGGCGUCACCUGAAUCCAACCCCGAUCCAUUCAAGAUUGCGCAACGGCACUAUUGGACGGCAAUCUACAAAACCGCUGUGGAGGCCGACAUUAGUGCGUUGGAGCAUUCACACAUGACCAUGACGUACUGGAAGACUCUCGCCCCUGAGGACCAGUGGGGAUACAAGGACAGCAGGAGACUUCACUGGGUUGAAAAACACGUUCUCAGUCUCAUGUGCAUGAGAAAAUACAAAGGAGCCCUCCUUCUAGGCAGAAAGCUCCUGGAAAGGACUUUCGAACUUACCUCCGUCCUUGGUCCGUCUAUUUGCCGUCUGACUUACAGGGUUGCUUAUUGUCUCUGCGCUCUCGACAAGGUGAAUGAGGCUGAAAGCGCUGUCUGUCAACUUCUCGAGCUGUCAUCAUACGGAAGAUUCGAAGACGAGACUUUGUCAUACCUCCUUCAUAUGCUACAUGAACUGGGAAUAGCAUUACAACGAAACGGCCGUACUGUGGAAGCCGAAGGCGUUUAUCGCUUCAAUUUGCGAACGGCAAAACGGUUCAAUGUGAGGAAUUUGGCAGGAACAGACAAAUAUGACCCUACGGGCGACUGGAUUCAACUGGUCAUGUGUUUUCUGGAGCAAGGAAAAACCCUGGAGGCUAGACGUCUCCGGGACGAGUAUCAAACGGAAGAAGUGAAUGAGGAGUUCAUGGACAACACGAUCCGAGACGCCUUAAAAGCAUAUCGGCAUAUGAUCUACGUGUACACGAGGACAAUCGAGGCCGAAAAAGCCGGUGAUGUCCUGGAGUGGAAAGCUAUCCUUGAUACCAGUACCACUCGCCCGGCACUGAAACGUGCCAUAAAAAUGUUCGGGCAUCCAAGACGACGAAUCGAACGAGACCGAGACUUUGAGAGCGAUAUUGACAUACACAAUGUUGGAAGAGCCAGACGGAGCCGGAUCCUUCAACUCUUGAACUUUCCACUGAUAUAUCUAUCUUUUGUCAACGCGAAUUCGGUCCAUGCCGAUCCAACAGAAAAUGAGGAAUUAUGGGCCAACCAAAAACAAAGUGUUCUUGGUCAAUAUUGGAAAUGGUGUGAUUGCAGGAGGAAGAGAAAUCGAAGUCAAAGCACCGAUGAAUUUGAACAGAUUAUGAAGCAUGUCAUUGUCAAAGAGAAUGCUCAUCCCAAUCAGGGACGAAAGAAGCUCCAACAAAAACUGAUUACGGAUUGGGUCAUCCGGAAGCCCGGGGGGACCAAUUCCAUAUCUGAGGCAUGUAAUCCAUCUUGUCCCUGCAUUGAAGCCAAUCGAAAUGGCCAGAGAGAAGCAUUGAAAUUGGAAUCGAAUCUCCUGUUAUGGAAGGAAUCAAACGACGAGAGUUCAUCGAAAUCGAAGAACCGGCCCCGAUAUCGGAAUUCCAAACCGAAUCGAUCUCCCAUUCCUGAAAACGAGAUGUUCAGCCUCAUUCUGCCCAAUAAUUGGUGGUGGGUUCAGUCGGAAUUUGCCAAUGGCGAGAACGAAGGCGAAAAUUACAUUAUUCCCCGUGCAAUUGAUAUUCCGGGGAUAUCCAUUACUCCACCUGAUGGGCAAACGGAUCUUUUACCAAUGGCAACGGAUCCCCAGGAGAAGAUGACCAAAUUUUACCAGAGGGAUUAUGCUGCUGAUUUCGCAAAGGUCUUGGAAAGGCAAGAGCGUGAACCUAUGACACCCACCGCGUUGGAUGUUAUUCUGGAAGACGAUGAAGAUGAAGAGUAA
This is a messenger RNA of Rhinocladiella mackenziei CBS 650.93, 3462 nucleotides long. RefSeq lists its product as uncharacterized. The record is from RefSeq and is a predicted model, not a curated record. The coding region runs from base 1 to 3462 and encodes 1153 amino acids. Gene Ontology annotation, molecular function: protein binding. The transcript is spliced from 2 exons. NCBI's taxonomy places the organism in Eukaryota, Fungi, Ascomycota, Eurotiomycetes, Chaetothyriales, Herpotrichiellaceae.